Toxoplasma gondii ME49 is the source of this 2751-nucleotide messenger RNA. RefSeq lists its product as hypothetical. The record is from RefSeq and is a predicted model, not a curated record. The transcript is spliced from 12 exons. The coding region runs from base 81 to 2486 and encodes 801 amino acids. NCBI's taxonomy places the organism in Eukaryota, Apicomplexa, Conoidasida, Eucoccidiorida, Sarcocystidae.
UCGUCUCCUUUCCUUCACCCUGUUUCCCUUUUUUUCGCACUCUUUGUCAACUUCUUCGUCUCUGUCUUCAGUGCUCCGCAAUGCGGCUCCCAGCCGAAGACAGCCUCGCGCGGCCGCGCGGCCUCCGUCUGUCUCUCCCAGUCUCUCGCCGCUGUCGCGGUCGCGUCUCUGCUGCUUCGCGUGGACGUCUCUCUCCUCUCGCAUCUGCGGUCUCCAUUCCUUUCCCCCCCCUCACGCGCUUCUCUCGCUUUUCUUCUUCUCUGCCUUCCUUCUGUGUCCACCGACGUCUCUUCUCGCUUUCUUCCUCCUCUCUCUCUUUCUGCUCUUCUCCCAGCCCCACACGCCAAGAAGUCUCUUCUCCCCCUUCUGCCUCUCGUUCAUCGUCCCCUCUCUCCUCACAUCUCUCCUCACAUCUCUCCUCUUCUUUCCUCUCUUCUCUCGGCUCUCGCCGAGCUCUGCAGACGCGUCCUCUCUCUGUUUGUCGCUCUCCGUCUCUCAACUCUUUCUCUUGCCUGUGUCACUUCGUUUCCUCUCUCACGCGGCCCUCGCUUUCGUCGCCUGCCCAGCGCGCUCCUCCCUCUGCUCUCUGCUCUGAUCCCUGUCUGCAUGUCGCCUCUUCCUCUCUGUCUUCUCCUCGCCGCUUCUCUUCGCUCCGGCUCUCGCAGAAGGACGCACGAGGUUCAGGGUACUUGCCGGCGCAGAGAUUUCUUUCGCUCCUAAAGGCAUCCCCAGAGGAGUAUCGAUCGCUUCUCCGAGAAGCUACACAGGCGAAAAUCGUAGAUCCGGCGUUUCUGCGCGUCGCGUCCCAGCGCUUCUUCGCGCUCUCAGAUCGAUUCUAUCCUCCAGAGAUUCUCGACAUUCUCUCUGACUUCGCGUCCUUCCCCUACUCCGACGAAGCACUCCUCGCAGCCGUCGCCGGCAGGCUCGAAGACCAGCUGGUCGAGCCUUCCCCGAAGCGCCUCGCAGCUCUUCUCUCGCUCUCCGCGCGCCUCGGCCUCUGUCACCCUUCGAUUCGAGAUCCGCUGACGAAGCAUAUCGAGGAGAAGAUGUAUGCGUUCGACGCCGCGCUUCUUGACUCUCUAUGCCGAACUGUGGGCAGUCUGCUGUCUCCUCGCCUUCCCCUUCUGGAUGGCCUCGCCACACAGGCGCAGCUUCUCGCCUCGGACCUUCGCGCCGGAGAACAGAGCCUUGAGACUGGAGACGAGGUCGCGCAAAGGAGAUACAUCGCCCUUCUCUUCAGGUGCCUGGAGGGUCUGAGUCGACAGCGUUACAGCCAAUCGGCUUUGGUGGACGCCUGCGUCGCUUGCGCCGAACAGCAUGGCCAGGCCUUUCCUCUCCACGACACUCUGCGCGCAGUCGCCGCCGCACGGCGCCUGGACCUCGCUGGGAUCGAAGAACCUCUCAGGAGGUCCGACAUGGCAGACAAAGUGAAUCGUGCGACGGAUCGCGGAGACCAGCUGCUCGCUCUCCUGCGUCACCUCGACCUACUGAGACUGCGCGACAGUCAGCUGCUCCAGAAGGUUUCAGAAGCCGUGGAACUUCACAGCCAAAAGGCGGCCUUUCUCGCGACGCAGCUGCCAGAGGCCCUUCUCCAUUUGACGCGCCUAGCGCCCGCUGACCUCCGGCUUCCUGUCGCUCUCUUGUCUCAGCCGUCCUUGCUGGCGAUGGCGCCGCGUCUCUCGGCUGCUCAGCUUCAGCAGCUUCUGAGCGCCUCGGCUUUGGUGCUCUUUCAGCAUAUCCAACGCCGAGAGGGUGGCCAGGGGGGCGACCCUCUGAUCGCCCGCGAGGCAGAAGCUCUGGCGAAGACUGUCGAGCGGUUCCUCGACUUGCUGAAGCCGCAGUUCCUCAGCUUGAAUCUCCGCGACAGGCGCGCUCUGAAGGAGGCGGCGAGCCUCUUUCUCGUCGAAGCGAAGGGAGCAGCCAAGAGCAGCGCCGCCUCUCCACAGUUCGCGCUCGCUCCAAAGACAGUCGACUUUUGCUGCUUCCUCGAGGAGGCGGACGUCGCCCCCCCCCUGCCGCUGGCUCCUUCGGGAGGUGUGGACUUCCAAUCUGUCGGCUUAGUUGAGGCAUGCUCGCGCCUGGUCCUCUGUGCCGACGCGCGUUUCUCCGAAACGCGCAACUCGGCGCGGGGGGCCUCCGAGGGAGACACCAAGAAAGGAGACAGCGAAAAGACCUCUUUGCCACAAACGGCUGGGAGGGAUAUGGAGGCGGCUGCAAAGCAAAGAGCGCUCCUGUUUGUGUCCCCGAGAGACGCAUUUGCAGAUGCGAGACGCAGUCGUGGAGAAACAGUGAGCAAGAGCAGCAAAGCGAAAGAGCGAGAAGAGACAACCACUUGCAAGUUAGGUGGAGUGUCGACGGACUUGCCGGUCUCGAUCACCCCGCAAGCAGCGUCGUCGCUGCUUCUCACGCAACUGGCACUCAUCAGAAGAGGAAUUCUGAGACACGAAAUUCAGACUUGCAUUCCACCGCCCACGACGGUCGACUGAAGCGCUUCCGCUUGAGCGCCCGUCUGGACCUGGAACGCGGGCAUCACCCGAGAGCUCGACAGCGAAGAGGGAGGAAAAGAAAGAAAGAGAAACACACGCCAGAUGAAGACAAGCCAAAGGAAGACAGACGGACGGACCGUGUCCGGGGUCAGCAGACUGCGGACGCGGAGACGAAGGGUGGUCGAACUCCAUGGCACCAUGUCUCUGUUUCUUGUUCCCGAACGCUUCCAUACUUCUGUUGUAAAGACGGCUCCUCGCUGGCGCA